Messenger RNA from Diachasmimorpha longicaudata, 2437 nucleotides. RefSeq names its product SEC14-like protein 2. Bases 396 to 1580 code for a protein of 394 amino acids. NCBI's taxonomy places the organism in Eukaryota, Metazoa, Arthropoda, Insecta, Hymenoptera, Braconidae. Gene Ontology annotation, cellular component: cytoplasm. The record is from RefSeq and is a predicted model, not a curated record. The transcript has 8 exons.
ACUACGACAGGCUCACUAUUUCAUACAAUAAACAUUUUUUUUAUUAAAUAAAUGUUUUUAAAAUUAUAACCAUCGGACCUACACAGCUGUGUUAAGUAAACGUACAUUUCAAAUACACGAAAAGAAAUUUUAGUUGGUGAUCGUACGCUUGUACGCGUGAAAGCAGAGCUGUGCCACUUGUUACAGACUCAUCUCAGGGUGCCCCAAUAUUCAAAACUAAAUCAGUGUCAGUGAGAAAAUAAUUAUCGCGAUAACGCAUCUUCACAUUGAAAUAAAAAAAUUUAUCAUUUUUUUGAUCAAAUGAGAAAUUCCAGUUGAUCAACAGAUUCUGAUCGAAAAUUGGUGAGUGUGAGCUGGGGUUUGAUUGAUAGUGAAAAAAUUAUCUUUGAGGCAAAAUGAAUAAUGUGGUAAAAUCUCUGGCUGAUGAUGAACGAUUUGCACUGAUGAAGUUCAGGCGAAGUGUUCAGGAAGUUCUUGAGCCGCACCAUGACGACCACUUCCUUCUCCGUUGGCUCCGAGCUAGAAAAUGGGAUCCAGUUGCAGCGGAGAAAAUGUUGCGUGACUCGCUGGAAUGGAGGAGGAAGUGGGAGGUGGAUAGCCUCGAAGAUUGGGAUGAACCGCAGGUGCUCAAAGAUUAUUUACCAUAUGGACAUUCGGGGUUUGAUAAAGAUGGAGCUCCAGUCGUCAUCAUUCCGUUCUCCGGACUGGACAUGUACGGAAUUCUUCAUGUGAUAUCCCGGAGAGACAUGAUACGAAUGACUGUAAAAGUACUGGAAAGAUUCAUGCGCCUCUGCCGGGAACAGGCAGAAAAACACGGUCCAGUAGCGAAUCAAGUAACUGUCAUAUUCGAUAUGCAGGACUUCAACCUUCGGCCACUUAUGUGGAGGCCAGCUGGAGAGACGAUAAUCACUUUAAUUCAAAUGUACGAGGCUAAUUAUCCGGAGAUACUCAAGAUAUGUUUUAUAAUCAAUGCCCCGAAGAUCUUCGCUCUGGGCUUCUCAAUCGCCAAAAAAUUCAUGAACGAGUAUACAAUCUCGAAAAUUCAGAUCCACAAAGCUGAUCCCAACAGAUGGCGCCCUGCCAUCUUGAAAACAAUUUCGGAAGAUCAACUGCCCGCCCAUUUUGGCGGGUCAUUAACAGAUCCCGAUGGGAAUCCCCGACUUCGUUCGAAAAUCUGUCAGGGUGGCAAGAUCCCGAAGGAGAUGUACAAGAAGAACUUCGAUACCAACGAAGACUUCACGACAGUGGUUGUUAAAAAAGGUGAUAAGAUGAAAAUUGAUUUCGUCCCUGAGAAAUUGGGAUCGAUUCUCAGCUGGGAAUUCCGCUCCGAAGAUCAUGACAUCAGAUUCGGAAUAUUGAGAAGGGGAACUCAUGGAGAAAAAGUGGAGAUCAUUCCAGUGCGCAGGGUUGCAGCGCAUCAGUUAGAUGAGGUUGGCGUCCUGACGUGCGAGGAACCGGGAACCUACUCCGUUGUUUUCGAUAACACUUACAGUCUCUUGAGAAAUAAAAAAAUUCACUACAAUGUGAGGUUGGCUGAACCCACUGAAGGGCUUCAGGAACUUGCCUUUCAGGACGUCUAGACAUUUGUGAUGUGUUUUGUGUACAAAGAAAUCUCCUGUUUUAUAUUUUGAGGUCUCAUGAAGAUCACCACGGGUUUUUUGUAUUUAUAUGGCAUAUGAUUUGGGGAAUGUUAUUAUGACAUAAGACACGACGGGGUUAUUUCAGGAAAUAAUUUGACUAAUUAAGGAUCUUCCGGCAUUAGAGUAUAAAUAUAGAAAAAAUUGUUAAAAAUAUAUUCAUUCGACAAUUGAUGGUGUCAAACAAUCAAUCAAAUUUUCAAAACGUUUAGUUACUUUGUUUAGGAGAUGUUCAAAAACAAUUUAACACUUAUUCUGUUGAGCAAAUUGUGAAAAAUCGUGAAAACCCCCGAUAUUUCAUUUUAAAAUGUUGAAAGAAUAUGUAAUUUUACUUUGUACCAGAAGUUUCUCAUGAUUUGCUGGCUUGAUGAUUUGUAAUUAAAGAUUUUUAAUAAUAAUUUAAAACAACCUCAUAUGGAUGCCACGGAAUGACAAUUAUUAUGAACGAGAGCUUCUUUUGAUGGCAAGUGACAGUCGUAUGAAAAAUCAGACGACUUACGACGAUGACAUAAGAAAUAAAAAUGGGGAAUUAUUUUGUUUUAAGUGGAAGAAAUCAAAAGAAAAUUGGAAGCAACAAUAUAAGGAAUGAAAAGCUUUGAAUGUACGGAAUAGAAAAAAUGAGAAGAUGUCAUCCCUUCAAAUGAUCCAAUAAUUAUAAAUGAAAUCCUAUAUAUCAAUUCAAAUAUAUCGUCUAAGUAAUUUCUAAUCGCAGUGUAAUUAUCAUUAUGAAUGUUGUAAAUAAAUAAACUGUUAUGAAGCUAGGGAAUAAACAUGCCCCAUUGUGCAAGAGUAAAAGCCGA